CCUGUUCAGGAGAGCUCUGAUCCCCCCAUUGAUCAACCUCCCCAGUCCCCAUCAUCACCUGAGCCCAGUGGAAAGAAUAUUUUAAGUAGAAAGUUCAAUGGAGCUUGCGUUUGGUAUAAAAGAACCUUUGAUUUAUUUAAUAUUCAUAUAUUCAUGCAUAUAUUGAUUUUAUUUUCACCUUCAUUUGCCAAAGGAUGAUAUAAGAGUGUCCUUUGGUUAGUGGUGGCCAUUGAUUUUCCUUUGGAUAACCUAAAUUAUCAGUGGGUGCAUCAACAGUCACCCAAGGCUAAUGAGAGAAUACAGAAUGAAUAAUGUAGACAGUUAACCUGUUUAGCAUCAAUCAAGACAGUGGUUAAGAAGUUCAAUCAACAUGGACUGAUCAUUGAUUAAUGAUUGAAUGAUUUUAUUCUUGAUUAGAAAUCCUGCUGGUUCAAAUGGCCACGAAAGUCUUCAGCAGUUAGGCCAACAACAGAGGACAUUGACAAAGGUAAAUUGUAAUGUAGCUAUCUUUGUGGUGAAAAAUUUAUGCAAUAACAUUCUAUCAUGCUCAGGGUUUUACUGACAGUAAGCUCUCGUACCUGAUGAGUAUUUUCCUAUGAAUGAUAGAUAAAAUACCUAAAGGUGAAAGGUCUUUUUAUAUUAACCAUUCUGUAUUGCAUGAGAUUUCAACUGCAAGGUCUGUGAAAAUUUGUGUGAUGGUCUGGGUUGAGAUAAUUAAUGUAUAAUUAAUUUAACAAUUUGUUCUGAUUAAUUAACUACAGUUGAAUUAAAAAGGAAAUGCCACUAUUAAACAAAAUUUUUCAAACCCUGCAGACUCACAGGUUGGAGUACAUCGCAUUGCUUUUGAACAAUCGCAUCUUACCUAUGAUGAAUAUAACGUAUUCUUCACAAGUAAGAUGGGAUUGUCAGCUCUUUCUUCACAAAAAGUGGUGAGUGAUUGAAAUCACAAGAGCCUGAGUUUUUGGUUCAUGUAGUUUAAGAAUAUAAGUCUUAAAAGUGGUAUGAUAAUCUUUUCUGAAGGAGUUUUAAGUAAUGUUUAAAAAACGAGCAGGAGUGUUUUAUUGGGUUUAAAACCACGAGGCGUAGCCGAGUGGUUUUUGACCCGAUAAAACACGUGCUGCAAGUUUUUUGAACCACUUCAAAAACAUUCUUGGAAAAGCGUGUGUCAGGAGAGAUCAUAACAAUUAUGCUUUUGUGAACGUUAGAAAUUAGCAUACGCAUAUGCAUUAGCAUAGCAUUACUGUACUAAUGGAAUAGAGAAUUUUUCCAGAUGUGUAUUUCACAACUGUACUAUUAAUUUGGUGCAAAAGUAAAUUUACUGUGUGAAAUUUGUUGAAAGAACAUUAAAUAUGUUCCCACCAUUUGUUGUGUCAGUUUCUGUGUUGAUAAUUAAUUAAUAUUCAUAAGUCACGUGCAGUGUCUUUAUAUCUGGAAACAUAUACCUACUUCAAAUAUUAGCAACCAAAUCAACAAAGUCAGAAGUCAGAUGAUAAAUUUGGUGAAUUAUAUUGGUACUGGUAAAAAGCACCUGAUGAUGCUAAUAACUUUGCACAUCAGUGGAUGUAUUACAGUUAUUUUGCUAAAAGAGUACAGAAUAUGGUUUUAUCUGACAGAUUUUAAUAAUAAUAUAAAUUAAACUGUAAUGUUUCUUUCAUUGCUUUUUUUCAGGUUCUUUGAACGAUUGAAUUUUUGCAUCAUUUUAAGGGCCAAAUUCACCCUGAAAGUUGUUUUUGAGCUUGGCAAACCAUUCAUCACGUGAGUAUAAGAAACAAAUAGUUUAUUUUAUGACUGAAAAAUAUGAUAGUGCUUGAUUUUUGAUAUUCUUGUAAAAUUAAAACCAAGUGGAUUUAAUAAAAGUGAUUUUACUGCACUUGGUUUGAGUUCAUAAAACUAAAGCCAUUGACAUUAGAAAAAUGCAAUCAGAAAAAAAGCAGAGACUGUUAGAAAGAGAUUAUCUGGUUUCAUUAACUGAGUCGAUAAUGUAAAUUGACCACUGACCAUCUUUGACCAUCUUUGGUUGGUAAAGAUGGACUUUGCACAAGAAUGGGUGCAGCAGUUUCAUCUUCUUUAAGGGAAUUGGGUUUGGAGGAAAUGAAAAUGGAACAAUGGAAAACUCUAGAAGUGAUUGGUUUAGAUUCCAGAGAAGUCCUCUUGCUCAGUUCUACUCCAGAUGCAAAAGUUGAUGAUUGUACUAGUGACAGCACUUGAACUGGAAUGACUUCAAAAAAGAAACAAUGUUUUGAAACUCUUAUAAAAACACUCCAUUUAUUCGCCCCUAACAUACGACAUACCUUAGACAACUUUUCUGACUUUUCCUUGAUCUACUUAACAAUGAAAACAUGUCAAACAAGUUUCUUCCGACCUUGCUUUGAUAUUUUCUUGUUAUUUUAAUGUACUUUGUUAUUAUUUCAAGUGAGAAUAAAUUAUUUAACACCUAUUGUACUAUUUACUUGUUCCAAGAAAACUUAAGGAAGCGAAAAUAAAAAUUCUUACUUGAUGUGUCAUAGCUCAAUCAAACUUUAUUUACCGGGGGUGGCACGAAACAGUACAAUACUGAUAAACGAGGAAGAGGAAAGCAUAAUUUCAUUUUUCUUUCAGGAGGAUAUACGUAUGAAGUUAUUACUGAACUUUUAGCUAAGGUUCAUGGCAUUACGAUGUUUGUACGAACAUUAAAAAGGGUUGAAGAAUUUGAACUUACAGAAUCAAAUGGAGACUAACCAAACACAAUGAAUCUAAAUAUUAAAACGAAAGGAAAAUACAAAUUAUGCAGUGUUUUUUUAACCUGAAGGCGAGAUCUUCGUAUUGGAAAUAAUGUCGUAAAAUCUAACAACUCCUUCAUUUGAUCGAUUUGUUUCUUCGUCUAAAUGCCCACCAGCCAGGUACUGCCUUAAAGAGGGAACUUGCGCAGUCUGGACGACACCGCCAAGGAAAACGUCAAUUAAUAAAUAAAUUUUUAUUUUUCUUAAGAAUUUGGCAAAUAACUCGAGUGGAUAUGAUUACUGUCUCUAACGGCGCCAGAAUGCAUCGAGUUCCAAGUGGAAUAAAUCAUUUGUCAUCGGGUCAUGAUAGUGUACCCACUACAUACCGAGUUACUCCUUAAAUAAACUACUCCCCUGGUAAAAAGCGGGCAGUUAACCCUCCCACCCCCAGGAGCGUCUGGCAUCUAAUUUCUCCUUACAGUAUCACCCUUUAAUUGAAUGUAAAGGUUAUAAGAAUAAAGGAAAUGAUCACCAAUUUAAGAAGCUCCUUAUUCUCAAAAACAAUUCUUGUCAGUAUCAUAGGAAAUGUAAGGAGAACAGGAUGGAAAAUGUGAAAGCUCAGGGUGGGGAAGGAAAGGGUUAAAUGUCACCAAACCUUUGGCUUGUUUUAUUCCCUUGCUGAAGAGGAUUCAAGUACAUUCACACAAAUAUACAAAAGCAGUGUUUAAAUUUAUUCAGCCUAUAAAGGAUAAAAAAAAGAGUAAAUAAAAAGCAUAUCUACAACGUCCUCAUUAUAACUGAGUUGAUGAUGGGUUUACUGUGGCCAAUUUAUAUUAUCAACUUUGUUGAUAAAACUGAUCAGUUUGUGAUACCUGGCACUGAUACAAAAAACAAAAAACAAAAAAAAAAGAACCUAUACACAUUCUAUGUUACCUAGUUUUCAACUAAAAGAAUGACAUAAAAGUAUGGGAAAUCUUUUUGCAUUUGAUUAUUGCUUAUAGCAUAACUAAAUUUAAUGUUUUCUUUGAAAAAACAAAUAAGCCUUGCUUGGGUUUCUUGGGACUUUAUAACAUCCUCAUUAUAACUGAGUUGAUAAUGAGUCUACUGUGGCCACUUUACAUUACCUACUUUAUUGAUAAAACUGACCAUUUUGUGAUACCUGGCACUGACACUGAAGACUAACCCCUUUACACAUUCUAUGUCACCUAGUUUUCAACUAAAAGAAUGACAUAAAAGUAUGGGAAAUCUUUUUGCAUUUAAUUAUUGCUUCUAAGAUAACUAAAUUUAAUGUUUUCUUUUAAAAUACGAAUGAGUCUUGUUUGGGUUUCUCAGGACUUUAGCCUUGCUUCCCUGCCAGUAACAGAAAUGAAUAAGAAAUAACGAGUGUAAGUAUUCAGCUUGGGUAAUGAGUAAUUUUCAAAGAUUCCACUCUUUCCUGAAACGAAACUUGUUAAAUUAUCAGGAGAUUUUAUUGGUCUGUUAUGACUCCAAUUGAUAUAAGGAUGGUAUCCAGAGGGGCCUGAUGUUGAAAACUAACAAUACUGUUAUAGAAACUACUAGUUAAAAACAUUUAAAUAUUUACAAAUAUAUUCCUAACAUUUUAUGAGGUAUAAUAAAGAUUAAGAAACUUAAAAGCAGCCUUAAAGUAUAAAAAAUUUAAACAGGGAAGUUAUAAAAGAAAGUAAUUUUUAAUUUAAUGUUUAAAUAUCUACAAGUACUCAGCUUGCUCCACUUGCUGUGAAAGAGCACAUUUUCUGCUUAGAUGUUUCUGAAGUCUGAGAAUAAGUAAUCAUUGCAUUCUGACACUGCAUAGACAGUCAAAACAACACAACAUCACAUUUCAUGACUGCCAUUUAAAACAAACUCUCUAAAUCCCCUCCCUUGUCCAUUGUUUAUUUUCCACAUUUACACAUAACCUUUUCAGCAGUCUCAAGAUACCUCCUAAGUUAACUAGUUACUAUCUUCCCUUACCAAACUGAUUCACAGCCAAUUCUGAUAGGAGCCACAGGACACUUUUUCAGCCAUUUUUUUUUGGAUGAACACCAACAAAAUUGUUGAUUUGUUGACAUUCAGAAACAGUGAUCGUGUCCUUUGCAGGGCUACUCCUGUAUAUGAAUGCUGAUGUCCUUCCAUGUUCAUCCACUUUGGUUAUAGUAAGGUGUUCAUUUUCAGGAACCAAAUGAAUACCUGCCAAACAACAAAGACAGAUCUAAAUAAGAUAACUCAUUUGCAAGUUAUAUAAUAACAAAAACACCCAACUACUUUAAAACUGACCAUUUUGUGAUACCUGGCACUGACACUGAAGACUAACCCCUUUACACAUUCUAUGUCACCUAGUUUUCAACUAAAAGAAUGACAUAAAAGUAUGGGAAAUCUUUUUGCAUUUAAUUAUUGCUUCUAAGAUAACUAAAUUUAAUGUUUUCUUUUAAAAUACGAAUGAGUCUUGUUUGGGUUUCUCAGGACUUUAGCCUUGCUUCCCUGCCAGUAACAGAAAUGAAUAAGAAAUAACGAGUGUAAGUAUUCAGCUUGGGUACGAGUAAUUUUCAAAGAUUCCACUCUUUCCUGAAACGAAACUUGUUAAAUUAUCAGGAGAUUUUAUUGGUCUGUUAUGACUCCAAUUGAUAUAAGGAUGGUAUCCAGAGGGGCCUGAUGUUGAAAACUAACAAUACUGUUAUAGAAACUACUAGUUAAAAACAUUUAAAUAUUUACAAAUAUAUUCCUAACAUUUUAUGAGGUAUAAUAAAGAUUAAGAAACUUAAAAGCAGCCUUAAAGUAUAAAAAAUUUAAACAGGGAAGUUAUAAAAGAAAGUAAUUUUUAAUUUAAUGUUUAAAUAUCUACAAGUACUCAGCUUGCUCCACUUGCUGUGAAAGAGCACAUUUUCUGCUUAGAUGUUUCUGAAGUCUGAGAAUAAGUAAUCAUUGCAUUCUGACACUGCAUAGACAGUCAAAACAACACAACAUCACAUUUCAUGACUGCCAUUUAAAACAAACUCUCUAAAAUCCCCUCCCCUUGUCCAUUGUUUAUUUUCCACAUUUACACAUAACCUUUUCAGCAGUCUCAAGAUACCUCCUAAGUUAACUAGUUACUAUCUUCCCUUACCAAACUGAUUCACAGCCAAUUCUGAUAGGAGCCACAGGACACUUUUCAGCCAUUUUUUUUUUGGAUGAACACCAACAAAAUUGUUGAUUUGUUGACAUUCAGAAACAGUGAUCGUGUCCUUUGCAGGGCUACUCCUGUAUAUGAAUGCUGAUGUCCUUCCAUGUUCAUCCACUUUGGUUAUAGUAAGGUGUUCAUUUUCAGGAACCAAAUGAAUACCUGCCAAACAACAAAGACAGAUCUAAAUAAGAUAACUCAUUUGCAAGUUAUAUAAUAACAAAAACACCCAACUACUUUAAAAUGCGAUUGUUGAAAGAACCCUUACAUUGUUGAGAGUAACAUUUUUGAAGGAUGUACCCCACAGUACUGGUCAACCUCACACAUAUUCCAUGCUACACUUAACUGUGUCCAACAGAAGAUCAAAAUAAUCAUACUCACCAUGGGUAUCCUUUUCCCAAAGGUAAACAAUGAUACACCUGACAGUUUUCAUGACAACUGGAGGUGAGUCCACAAAAUUUUCCAGAAAACUCAUGUUCCCUAUUACAUCAUCUUGGAUACUUGAAUAAUCAUACUGAAAUCGGCACUCCUGUGUGUCACUCACAUUCAGUUGUACUUCAUGUGGAAGUUGUACAACUAUUGAAAGAAACAAAAUACAGUCAAGUCUACAAACUCCAAAAUAGGCAGAAAAUGUGAUGUAUCAGCUAUUCUCCUUGGCCUGCAAAGGCAAGACAAAAGUCCUGUCCAAUAGCCACAUUUCUAUUAAUGUUAAUCUCAAGACUGAGCAGAUUAGGAAGACUGCAUAAAAAAAGUUUCACACGGCCUAGCAACAAAUGUAAUGCAAUACUCACUUCACUGGAGCAACAUCAAUUACUAAUUUGGUUCCAUUUUAAUUUAACUUAAGGUUGACAAAAAUUUUAAGUAAUAACCAAUUCACACCAAAGCUUAAGUAAAUUGGCCAUGGCAGAGAGUUUCUGAGCCAACAUUUCAAAGGUAGCCCUUCAUUGCAGUGAAUGGUGAGCUGCUUAAGCCAGUGUUUACCAGUUUGAAAUUUGACACAUUGAAAUUAAGAGUUAGUGACUACUUCAAUGAACCAUAUGAGAAAUUCAGUUGUUCAGUUCUCUGUUACUGAUGUUCAUUCAGUUAAACACAGUUGAACGGAACAUGCUCUGGUGGUGUGAAAAGGGUAUUAGACUUGAGGUAAUUCUGUAUGUUAAAAAGUCUCUGAAAAUAUAUUUUUGCCCAUUGUAAAAGUGAGAGUCAGAAUCUGUCAGCCUGAUCUCAAAAUCUUCUAGCCACUGGCUUGCUAUACCAAACCAAUAAGGUUUGUUAUGUUAACAAUGUUCAAUAAAUAUGAAAACCAGUACACUCAAAUCAAAACAGGUUACAAUUAUCUGAAAUACAAUUACCAGGCUCAUCGUCAACCUCCAUUCCUUCUUUGCUAUCAAUGCCAUAUCUGGCUGCAAAUUUCAAUUCCAAAUCCUGUUGGUGGAAUACAGAUAAAAAUGUCAUUACCUGUAAUAGGCAUUCUUCAAUCUACGCCAAAACUAGUUUAAAAUCAGCAACACAAAUUCAUAUUCUGUGACUCACUUUUUAAAAUGCUUGAACUGUAUAAAUAAAAUUAUCAUCAUUGAGUUUACUAUAACCUUUAAGCUUUAAAGCUUUGAGAUUGGCAUGGCUUAAACGAAUAUUUAACGCAAAUGAUGGAACAUGGAAGCAGUAUUUACAACACCAAUUGAAAACAUUUGGAGGACUGUUCUUUGUUAAUUGUAACUAUGAUGUUAACGAUUAUACAAUCACUUCCCAGUUUUAUCGAGAGCUUCUUCUAUGGUGGUCACAAUUUCGUGAAACUUUCGCUACAGACUUGAAUUGGACAAAUGUUAUUUGGAAUAAUCAAGAAAUUAGAAUAGAUCAAAAGCCUAUCUAGUACAAAAAAUUUUUUGACUCUGGAAUCACUCACAUCCAUGAUCUCCGGCGCAAUUUGAAUAUUAAUGAUUCCUUCAGUUACAUUUCAAAUAAAAUUAGAAAAAUUAGCUUUCUACAAUGGGCAGGUCUUCGACACUCAAUACCUGAUUUUUUGAAAGAUGAUCGUGAUUAUAUCUAUACACUAAUGCCUUCUUCGCUUCAAAUAAAUAACAUUUUUGAUGUGAAGGACUAGAAAUCGAAAGAUUAUUAUUCCUUACUUGUUAUAAAGAAAUCACAGCCUCCUAAUAUUGUUCAUAAAUGGAAAAGCGACUUAAAUAUCUCAGAUGAUCUAUUGAGGGAAUCUUUCAUUUUACCUCACUCUGUUGCACUUGAAUCCUAUGUGAAGGCUUUUCAGUAUAAAAUCCUUAACAAUAUACUCUACACAAACACAAAAUUGUGUAAAAUUGGCUUUAGAGCUGAUGACUUAUGCACUUUCUGCGAAAGCUGAGCAAGAAAUGCUAUAUCACCUGCUUUAUCAAUGCACUUAUGCGAGACAGUUCUGGAAUGAUUUCAAAUUGUACUGGUUCCGCUUGGCAAAUCAGGUAGUUCACCUGACUUUGGAAAAUGUCAUCAUUGCUUAAUUUCUUAAGCUGAAAAUAGGGUAACUGCGUAAGAUUGUUAGAUAUAUCGAAUUGUUAUCAUUUUUAACCUAUUUUAUGAAUGUAAAAUUGUAACUGCGUAAAUGAAAGGUCAGAAUAAAAUUGUUUAAAAAAAUAACAAAUCAUUGAGUUUACUUGGUCAGCUUCUUAAAAAUGAGUUGUGCAAGUUUUUAAGUCAUGGAUGAUGACCCAAAAUACAAUUUUGCACCAUGAUGAACUUUUUUUACAAUUCUACUUUCUCUUCAAGACAACUAGAAGGUAGGUAAAUGCAAUUAUGUCUCAACAAAGAAUUGUAUAACGUAUAUAUGUACAAAUGUUAUGUGAUUGUGCAGGUGGAGGAAUAAUGAGAAACAGUUUACUCUUUCAAAUUCCCUGAAUGAUAACCAUGUGAUGUUCACCAUUUUUUCAUUUAUUCCAAUGUCUAUCUACAAAACUCACCUUAUAAUGGUACUGCAAACUGAUAGUUGAUUCUGAAAAAGAACAGUUUACAGGUAAAAAUUGAAUCAACAAGAACCCUGAUAUUCUGUUUCACAAUCAAGAGUGACUGAAAAAGAUCAGAGAAGGAAGAAAAAUAUUGACAUGUAUUGAUUUAGGCAUAUUCUUUGUUCUCACAAAAAACUCUUUAGAGUUCAAAUUAAAAAAAUGGUCAACAGUCAUUACAAGUAGCUAGUUAUAGAAUUUAAGUUGUGUAUUUAACUGUAACAAAGCAUUACAUGUGGAUAGAAAGCCUGUUUAGGGUCAUUUGGCUCUUCAUGAUCAACAUCAUAUAGUUUGGAAUGGCUAUGUUCAUUUGAUUCCUCAAAUUUAUCAGGAGCAUAUAUACCAACUUGGUUUUUAGCUCAUUCAUGCUGAAAGCAAUGAAUGAGGUAUUGUGGUGGAGCAGAUGUUGAUGGAAGUUGUGUUCUGUGGACAGAAGUAGUCUCACAUGCUACCCCUCUCCAUUAAGUCGAAAUUAAUUUCGAUGAAGCUAAAAAACUCACGUGGAAAGAAUAAAAUGUUUAUAUGGUUUAAUAAAAAUAAUAGCCUCAAAUCACAUUUCUGAACUUCUAAAAAUACAACUUGAAUCGAGAGGCCGAAAUUUUCUCACCCAAGGGACCGGUAGCGGGUUCAUUUCAACACAUGCUGUGACCACGCAGAAGAGCAACAGAUCGAAGGUGUGUAUGUGCAUGCAUAAUGAAGUACGGGGCUGUGCGGAAAUUUUUCCGCACUUUCGUGAGUGGCCAUUUCUUUACUUCAGGGUUGUAGAUAAGAGCCGGCAGCCGGCGAAGUACGCUGGUUUCUCUGCAAGGUUUCGCCGGCCACUUUCAUUGUUUCGAGAGCCCGUACAAAGAUGAUGUUUAUCAGGUCUAAAUUUGGGCUCCAUAAAAAUACAAAUUUGCGCUGCCUAUCUUUUCUGAAAACAUAAGAAGUCUUCUGACUCAAAGUUAGUUUAAAAACGUUCUGAUGGGGACUGUCUUUUUGACAAAUCUUGCUACGGUGGCAGGAAAGUACGAACAAUAUGACGUUUUGUCCGCCAUAUUGGCCAUAUUGGAUUUCGAGAUAUGAAUACCAUUUAUCUUUAAAAAAGCUCCGGCUACUUAAAAAACCUUAGAGAAAACCCUGUUACUUUACUGAUGGUUUUAUCUCUGAUCUGUUUGAUGACAACGCAAAUAUUAAUAUGUGAAAAUCAGACAAUAUGACGGCUUGAAAUUCGACCAAGAACGAUUGUGACCGCUUUGUUAAAAACCAUAAAAUGUAUUUGAACAACCAAAAGCGGCACAAUGCUUUCCUUUCCUUUUUGGGAGAAAACUAGCUUUAUCGAGAUUUCGGCUAGGACCAUCCAUUUUCCUUAAAAAUCGAACAAUUUUACUACCCAUGUACGAAUUUCAACAAAAGCGCUCACAGACAUUUAACACGAGUCAAUCCUCGCCUCGUUCUCACUUGUGCGCGUUUUCAUGCCCAAUAUAGCGCUAGGAACUAUAAACAGGUCUAUUAUUUACAUGUACUGAUUUGGGCAUAUAUAACCUUUCACGGGAAAACGCACACUAACGGCUUUCCGUUAAACGGGUCAACCGCAAACAUCAAAAGUCUAAGUGUUCGACGGGCAUCAUUUAAAAUACAGCGGGUGUCUUUGGCGUAGAUUCUUUGUCUAAUAACGAAUAAUAUCGUGUCUACGACGAAAAAGCCUUUUCCUUUUACAUUCGACUCAAGGUCUAAUAAGCCGAAUAUUGUAUAGGAAGAAUGCGGAGUAUACAGGAAGCUAAAGUGUUUGUUGAUCGAGGUUGUCUGAGAAAGAUCAGGAUAAAACCUCUGUGAUCGCUGUUAACUUUGACGGCAUUAGGUCUCUUAGAGAGUACAUAUACCGACUAGGUUUUUAGCUUAAAACCCCACAGUCCUAAUGGGGCCAAACGCCUGACAGUCAGAAAUUUUCAAAGUAUUCACAUACCUCUCUUUUUCGCGGAAAAGGCCAUUCUGCAAUUGAACAAAAUUCAGGCGGAGAAACGCGAGGAAUCGAGUUGGCGAAUUUCCCAUCAUUCUUUACUCCUAUGUUGUCAGAAUGGAUGCUUUGGGCUUAUGCUAGGUGAAAGAAUAUUCAUAGAGUUAUAUCACUGUUUCCUCUCUCUUCUGAUUGGCUGAUGUGAAUUUAUCUGCGCAUGGAACGCGCAUGAAGUACCCUCACAGCAGCCAAUCAGAAAGGAGAGAAGAAACAGUAAAAUUACAGGAAACAGUGAUAUAACUUUAUAAAACUACUUUGAGGUACCAUAAAUCCAAAGUAUCCAUUCUGAUAACAUAAGAGUAAAGAAUGAUGGGAAAUUCGCCAAUUCGAUUCCUCGCGUUUCUCCGCCUGAAUUUUGUUCAAUUGCAGAAUGGCCUUUUCCGCGAAAAAGAGAGGUAUGUGAAUACUUUGUAAAUUUCUGACUGUCAGGCGUUUGGCUCCAUUAGGACUGUGCCCGUCGAACACUUAGACUUUUGAUGUUUGCGGUUGACCCGUUUAACGGAAAGCCGUUAGUGUGCGUUUUCCCGUGAAAGGUCAUAAAUUCCCAAAUCAGUACAUGUAAAUAAUAGACCUGUUUAUAGUUCCUAGCGCUAUAUUGGGCAUGAAAACGCGCACAAGUGAGAACGAGGCGAGGAUUGACUCGUGUUAAAUGUCUGUGAGCGCUUUUGUUGAAAUUCGUACAUGGGUAGUAAAAUUGUUCGAUUUUUAAGGAAAAUGGAUGGUCCUAGCUGAAAUCUCGAUAAAGCUAAUUUUCUCCCAAAAGGAAAGGAAAGCAUUGUGCCGCUUUUGGUUGUUCAAAUACAUUUUAUGGUUUUUAACAAAGCGGUCACAAUCGUUCUUGGUCGAAUUUCAAGCCGUCAUAUUGUCUGAUUUUCACAUAUUAAUAUUUGCGUUGUCAUCAAACAGAUCAGAGAUAAAACCAUCAGUAAAGUAACAGGGUUUUCUCUAAGGUUAUUAAGUAGCCGGAGCUUUUUUAAAGAUAAAUGGUAUUCAUAUCUCGAAAUCCAAUAUGGCCAAUAUGGCGGACAAAACGUCAUAUUGUUCGUACUUUCCUGCCACCGUAGCAAGAUUUGUCAAAAAGACAGUCCCCAUCAGAACGUUUUUAAACUAACUUUGAGUCAGAAGACUUCUUAUGUUUUCAGAAAAGAUAGGCAGCGCAAAUUUGUAUUUUUAUGGAGCCCAAAUUUAGACCUGAUAAACAUCAUCUUUGUACGGGCUCUCGAAGCAAUGAAAGUGGCCGGCGAAACCUUGCAGAGAAACCGGCGUACUUCGCCGGCUGCCGGCUCUUAUCUACAACCCUGAAGUAAAGAAAUGGCCACUCACGAAAGUGCAAGUGAGAAGACUAUAUGAAGGCUCGAAAUUAUAUUAAGAACGAUUGCGAUCAAGAGACGGGCAAGGAAUAUUCGGAAAAAUUUCCGCACAGCCCCGUACUUCAUUAUGCAUGCACAUACACACCUUCGAUCUGUUGCUCUUCUGCGUGGUCACAGCAUGUGUUGAAAUGAACCCGCUACCGGUCCCUUGGGUGAGAAAAUUUCAAUAUUAGGAGGCUGUGAUUUCUUUAUAACAAGUAAGGAAUAAUAAUCUCUAGAUUUCUUUUCCUUCACAUCAAAAAUAUUGUUAUUUAUUUGAAGCAAAGAAGGCGUUAGUGUAUAGAUAUACCGUAUUCAAGUUGUAUUUUUAGAAGUUCAGAAAUGUGAUUUGAGGCUAUUAUUUUUAUUAAACCAUAUAAACAUUUUAUUCUUUCCACGUGAGUUUUUUAGCUUCAUCGAAAUUAAUUUCGACUUAAUGGAGAGGGGUAGCAUCAGUGAGACUACUUCUGUCCACAGAACACAACUUCCAUCAACAUCUGCUCCACCACAAUACCCCAUUCAUUGCUUUCAGCAUGAAUGAGCUAAAAACCAAGUCGGUAUAUAUGCUCCUGAUAAAUUUGAGGAAUCAAAUGAACAUAGCCAUCCCAAACUAUGAUGUUGAUCAUGAAGAGCCAAAUGACCCUAAACAGGCUUUCUAUCCACAUGUAAUGCUUUGUUACAGUUAAAUGCACAACUUAAAUUCUAUAACUAGCUACUUGUAAUGACUGUUGACCAUUUUUUUAAUUUGAACUCUAAGAGUUUUUUGUGAGAACAAAGAAUAUGCCUAAAUCAAUACAUGUCAAUAUUUUUCUUCCUUCUCUGAUCUUUUUCAGUCACUCUUGAUUGUGAAACAGAAUAUCAGGGUUCUUGUUGAUUCAAUUUUUACCUGUAAACUGUUCUUUUUCAGAAUCAACUAUCAGUUUGCAGUACCAUUAUAAGGUGAGUUUUGUAGAUAGACAUUGGAAUAAAUGAAAAAAUGGUGAACAUCACAUGGUUAUCAUUCAGGGAAUUUGAAAGAGUAAACUGUUUCUCGUUAUUCCAUUAUGGGUCAUCAUCCAUGACUUAAAAACUUGCACAACUCAUUUUUAAGAAGCUGACCAAGUAAACUCAAUGAUUUUUUAUUUUUUUAAACAAUUUUAUUCUGACCUUUCAUUUACACAGUUACAAUUUUACAUUCAUAAAAUAGGUUAAAAAUGAUAACAAUUCGAUAUAUCUAACAAUCUUACGCAGUUACCCUAUUUUCAGCUUAAGAAAUUAAACAAAUUAAACUAAUUAAACCAAGCAACAUAAAGUAAAAAAAAAAGAGGGAAAAAACAGGAUAGAAGGCAAAUCAGCUUAAGAUUUUUUAAAUUAUUAACCAUUCCUUUUCAUUUGAAUAUCCAUUUCUUUUCAAAAAAGUUUUUCUUAUUUAUUUUUCUUUCAAUUUCAUAUUUGAUAGCUAUCUUGUUCUGAUAACCUUGUAUUUUAGGGUGUAUUUGUUUUCUUCUGCAGUCCCACAAAAACAGUUUUCCAAUAAUAAUAAGGUAAUUGAGUAGUGUAUGUGAAGGGCAUUGUGUUGAAAGCCUUCCAAAUAAAACAUUUUCCAAAGUCAGGUGAACUACCUGAUUUGCCAAGCAGAACCAGUACAAUUUGAAAUCAUUCCAGAACUGUCUCGCAUAAGUGCAUUGAUAAAGCAGGUGAUAUAGCAUUUCUUGCUCAGCUUCGCAGAAAGUGCAUAAGUCAUCAGCUCUAAAGCCAAUUUUACACAAUUUCGUGUUUGUGUAGAGUAUAUUGUUAAGGAUUUUAUACUGAAAAGCCUUCACAUAGGAUUCAAGUGCAACAGAGUGAGGUAAAAUGAAAGAUUCCCUCAAUAGAUCAUCUGAGAUAUUAAAGUCUCUUUUCCAUUUAUGAACAAUAUUAGGAGGCUGUGAUUUCUUUAUAACAAGUAAGGAAUAAUAAUCUCUAGAUUUCUUUUCCUUCACAUCAAAAAUAUUGUUAUUUAUUUGAAGCAAAGAAGGCGUUAGUGUAUAGAUAUACCGUAUUUACCCGUGUAUAAUGCGCACCCGUGUAUAAUACGCACCCUAAUUUUUGACCUUUUUUCCGAAAAAAAAGAUUUCAUGACAAAUACCAAGAAUUAAAACUUCCAUUUUUUCACUUAAUUAACAAGAGCUGGGAAUUAAUCAAUAAUAUGUUUACAACAAUUUCUAACUAGUUGCUACUACAAAAUAUCACAUGCACCGAGCACCUAUUUACAAGCUUUUCUAUUCAAUAACAGUCAAACAUUUUACAAAUGUUGUAACUUGAAGUCCUUAUUAAUAUACCUAAAUUCACAACUGGAAUUAUUAUCAUAAAAGUCAUUCAUAAACAUUAUUUCUACUCACAGCACUGCUGGUAGCUCAAAUAUCAUCACUGCAUUGCAAUUGCAUGAUUUAAGCAAAAUGUUCAGUGUCUUUAAACAACGAAACCUUCAAAUUCCGACUCGCAGUCUGAUUCAAAUAAGUUUUCGAUGACUGAAUCAUCAAGUUCAUCAGUGAUCUCGGUUGAAUUGUAAACCGAUUCAUCUUGUGAUCCAUCCGAAUUGUUUGUGCACUCACACUUCAGAGAGAGGCAGCGAUCAUUUCUGAUGGAAUGGCUUUCUACGCUUGUGAAAUAUACGAACAGAUCAGUUCCUCCGAAGCCUUUUUUUGUCGUCCAGUAAAUUCAUGAAUUCCAUCAGCCAUCCACUGCUUUCGGACUCCAUCUCUAAACGGUUUGUUCAAAGAUACAUCGAGUGGCUGGAGAAGGGAAGUUUAUGUUUGAAGGAAGCAUUCACAGUAUCUGUCACAUGAGCUUCAAAUGAGUCGUAAACAAGCAAGCUCUUUCUCCUGGGCCACCGAUCCACGGACUUUUACUUUCUUUGUUGUGUUUUUAAUGUAUGCAAAUUAGGACGUGUUUAACAAACAAUAGAAUCCAUGUACAAUAUGCACCGCGAUUUUGAUGCUUGUUUUUAUGGAAAAAAAAGUGCGCAUUAUACACGGGUAAAUACGGUAAUCACGAUCAUCUUUCAAAAAAUCAGGUAUUUAGUGUCGAAGACCUGCCCAUUGUAGAAAGCUAAUUUUUCUAAUUUUAUUUGAAAUGUAACUGAAGGAAUCAUUAAUAUUCAAAUUGCGCCGGAGAUCAUGGAUGUGAGUGAAUCCGGAGUCAAAAAAUUUUUUGUACUAGAUAGGCUUUUGAUCUAUUCUAAUUUCUUGAUUAUUCCAAAUAAUAUUUGUCCAAUUCAAGUCUGUAGCGAAAGUUUCACGAAAUUGUGACCAUCAUAGAAGAAGCUCUUGAUAAAACUGGGAAGUGAUUGUAUAAUCGUUAACAUCAUAGUUACAAUUAACAAAGAACAGUCCUCCAAAUGUUUUCAAUUGGUGUUGUAAGUACCGCUUCCAUGAUCCAUCAUUUGCGUUAAAUAUUCGUUUAAGCCAUGCCAAUCUCAGAGCUUUAAAGCUUAAAGGUUAUAGUAAACUCAAUGAUGAUAAUUUUAUUUAUACAGUUCAAGCAUUUUAAAAAGUGAGUCACAGAAUAUGAAUUUGUGUUGCUGAUUUUAAACCAGUUUUGGCAUAGAUUGAAGAAUGCUUAUUACAGGUAAUGACAUUUUUAUCUGUAUUCCACCAACAGGAUUUGGAAUUGAAAUUUGCAGCCAAAUAUGGCAUUGAUGGCAAAGAAAGAAUGGAGGUCGACGAUGAGCCUGGUAAUUGUAUUUCAGAUAAUUGUAACCUGUUUUGAUUUGAGUGUGCUGGUUUUCAUAUUUAUUUAACAUUGUUAACAUAACAAACCUUAUUGGUUUGGUAUAGCAAGCCAGGGGCUAGAAGAUUUGAGAUCAGGCUGACAGAUUCUGACUCUCACUUUUACAAUGGGCAAAAAUAUAUUUUCAGGGACUUUUAACAUACAGAAUUACCUCAAGUCUAAUACCCUUUUCACACCACCAGAGCAUGUUCCGUUCAACUGUGUUUAACUGAAUGGACAUCAGUAACAGAGAACUGAACAACUGAAUUUCUCAUAUGGUUCAUUGAAGUAGUCACUAACUCUUAAUUUCAAUGUGUCAAAUUUCAAACUGGCAAACACUGCUUUGAGCAGCUCACCAUUCGCUGCAAUGAAGGGCUACCCUUGAAAUGUUGGCUCAGAAACUCUCUGCCAUGGCCAAUUUACAUCAUCAAGUCAUUGAUGUUUAAAUUGAUGAAACCAAAUUAUCUGAUUUUAAAGUGUGUUUAAUUAACAAAAUAGCUUUAAAACAAGCUUAAGCUUUGGUGUGAAUUGGUUAUUACUUAAGAUUUUUGUUAACCUUAAGUUAAAUUAAAGUGGAACCAAAUUAGUAUUUGAUGUUGCUCUAGUGAAGUGAGUAUUGCAUUGCAUUUGUUGCUAGGCCGUGUGAAACUUUUUUUAUGCAGUUUUCCUAAUCUGCUCAGUCUUGAGAUUAAAAUUAAUAGAAAUGUGGCUAUUGGACAGGACUUUUGUCUUGCCUGUGCAGGCCAAGGAGAAUAGGUAAUAGAUCACAUUUUCUGCCUAUCUUGGAGUUUGUAGACUUGACUGUAUUUUGUUUUUUUCAAUAGUUGUACAACUUCCACAUGAAGUACAACUGAAUGUGAGUGACACACAGGAGUGCCAAUUUCAGUAUGAUUAUUCAAGUAUCCAAGAUGAUGUAAUAGGGAACAUGGGUUUUCUGGAAAAUUUUGUGGACUCGCCUCCAGUUGUCAUGAAAACUGUCAGGUGUAUCAUUGUUUACCUUUGGGAAAAGGAUACCCAUGGUGAGUAAGAUUAUUUUGACCUUAUGUUGGACACAAUGAAGUGUAGCAUGGAAUAUGUGUGAGGUUGACCAGUGCUGUGGGGUACAUCCUCCAAAAAUGUUACUCUCAACAAUGUAAGGGUUCUUUCAACAAUUGCAUUUUAAAGUAGUUGGGUGUUUUUGUUAUUAUAUAACUUGCAAAGGAGUCAUCUUAUUAAGAUCUGUCUUUUUUGUUUGGCAGGUAUUCAUUUGGUUCCUGAAAAUGAACACCUUACUAUAACCAAAGUGGAUGAACAUGGAAGGACAUCAGCCUUCAUCUACAGGAGUAACCCUGCAAAGGACACAAUCACUGUUUCUGAAUGUCAACAAAUCAACAAUUUUGUUGGUGUUCAUCCAAAAAAAAAAUGGCUGACAAGUGUCCUGUGGCUCCUUUCAGAAUUGGCUGUGAAUCAGUUUGGUGAGGGAAGAUAGUAACUAGUCAACUUAGGAGGUAUCUUGAGACUGCUGAAAAGGUUAUGUGUAAAUGUGGAAAAUAAACAAUGGACAAGGGGAGGGGAUUUUAGAGAGCUUGUUUUAAAUGGCAGUCAUGAAAUGUGAUGUUGUGUUGUUUUGGCUGUCUAUGCAGUGUCAGUGCAAUGAUUACUUAUUCUCAGACUUCAGAAACAUCUAAGCAGAAAAUGUGCUCUUUCACAGCAAGUGGAGCAAGCUGAGUACUUGUAGAUAUUUAAACAUUAAAUUAAAAAUUACUUUCUUUUAUUAAUUCCCUUUUUUAAAUUUUUUAUACUUUAAGGCUGCUUUUAAGUUUCUUAAUCUUUUAUUAUACCUCAUAAAAUGUUUGGAAUAUAUUUGUAAAUAUUUAAAUAUUCUUAACUAGUAGUUUCUAUAACAGUAUUGUUAGUUUUCAACAUCAGGCCCCUCUGGAUACCAUCCUUAUAGCUGAAUGUGUUACCCCAUAUAAAUAAAGUUUAUCUAUCUAUCAACUGGAGUCAUAACAGACCAAUAAAAUAUCCUGAUUAUUUAACAAGUUUCGUUUCAGGAAAGAGUGGAAUCUUUGAAAAUUACUCAUACCCAAGCUGAAUACUUACACUUGUUAUUUCUUAUUCAUUUCUGUUACUGGCAGGGAAGCAAGGCUAAAGUCCUGAGAAACCCAAACAAGACUCAUUCGUUUUUGUAAAAGAAAACAUUAAAUUUAGUUAUCUUAGAAGCAAUAAUUAAAUGCAAAAAGAUUUCCCAUACUUUUAUGUCAUUCUUUUUGUUGAAAACUAGGUAACAUAGAAUGUGUAUAGGGUUUUUUUUUUUUUAGUAUCAGUGCCAGGUAUCACAAAAUGAUCAGUUUUAUCAACAAGGUUGAUAAUAUAAAUUGGCCACAGUAAACCCAUCAUCAACUCAGUUAUAAUGAGGACAUUGUAGAUAUGCUUUUUAUUGACUCUUUUUUUAUCCUUUAUAGGCUGAAUAAAUUUAAACACUGCUUUUGUAUAUUUGUGUGAAUGUACUUGAAUCCUCUUUAGCAAGGGAAUAAAACAAGCCAAAGGUUUGGUGACAUUUUACCCUUUCCUUCCCCACCCUGAGCUUUCACAUUUUCCAUCCUGUUCUCCUUACAUUUCCUAUGAUACUAACAAGAAUUGUUUUUGAGAAUAAGGAGCUUCUUAAAUUGGUGAUCAUUUCCUUUAUUCUCAUAACCUUUACAUUCAAUUAAAGGGUGAUACUGUAAAGAGAAAUUAGAUGCCAGACGCUCCUGGGGGUGGGAGGGUUAACUGCCCACUUUUUACCAGGGGAGUAGUUUAUUUAAGGAGUAACUCGGUAUGUAGUGGGUACACUAUCAUGACCCGAUGACAAAUGAUUUAUUCCACUUGGAACUCGAUGCAUUCUGGCGCUGUUAGAGACAGUAAUCAUAUCCACUCGAGUUAUUUGCCAAAUUCUUAAGAAAAAUAAAAAUUUAUUUAUUAAUUAACGUUUUCCUUGGCGUUGUCGUCCAGACUGCGCAAAUUCCCUCUUUAAGGCAGUACCUGGCUGGUGGGCAUUUAGACGAAGAAACAAAUCGAUCAAAUGAAUGAGCUAUUAGAUUUUACGAUAUUAUUUCCAAUACGAAGAUCUCGCCUUCAGGAUAAAAAAAACACUGCAUAAUUUGUAUUUUCCUUUUGUUUUAAUAUUUAGAUUCUUUGUGUUUGGUUAGUCUCCAUUUGAUUCUGUAAGUUCAAAUUCUUCAACCCUUUUUAAUGUUCGUACAAACAUCGUAAUGCCAUGAACCUUAGCUAAAAGUUCAGUAAUAACUUCAUAUGUAUAUCCUGAAAGAAAAAUGAAAUUAUGCUUUCCUCUUCCUCGUUUAUCAGUAUUGUACUGUUUCGUGCCACCCCCGGUAAAUAAAGUUUGAUUGAUUGAUCGAUUUCAGUUCAAACCCACAACAUGUACAGUAGAAAAAUGGUGCCUUCGUAGUAUGUAGAUAGAGCUGUGACACAAGUAAGAAUUUUUAUUUUUGCUUCCUUAAGUUUUCUUGGAACAAGUAAAUAGUACAAUAGGUGUUAAAUAAUUUAUUCUCACUUGAAAUAAUAACAAAGUACAUUAAAAUAACAAGAAAAUAUCAAAGCAAGGUCAGAAGAAACUUGUUUGACAUGUUUUCAUUGUUAAGUAGAUCAAGGAAAAGUCAGAAAAGUUGUCUAAGGUAUGUCAUAUGUUAGGGGCGAAUAAAUGGAGUGUUUUUGUAAGAGUUUCAAAACAUUGUUUCUUUUUUGAAGUCAUUCCAGUUCAAGUGCUGUCACUAGUACAAUCAUCAACUUUUGCAUCUGGAGUAGAACUGAGCAAGAGGACUUCUCUGGAAUCUAAACCAAUCACUUCUAGAGUUUUCCAUUGUUCCAUUUUCAUUUCCUCCAAACCCAAUUCUCUUAAAGAAGAUGAAACUGCUGCACCCAUUCUUGCGCAAAGUCCAUCUUUACCAACCAAUUAGCUUGCAAUCGAUUCACCCCGCACAAGAACCUGAAAACAGCGUAACAGCUGUGUAAAAGGCCAUCACUCAUCCCUUUUUCUUUAACUUCCAAACUUGAAGGAACACCAGAGGGCAUACUGGAAAAAAAAUCUCAGACCAACAUUAACCUUAAGUUGUUGUCAAUUGACUGUUGUUGAGUUAGGGGAGGGGUGGGUGCAGUCUGCAUGAUGCACAGCCAUUGGUUGCUGUCAUAUUCGGUACUAAACAAAAUGAUGAAUACUUCAGAAAGAGAGAUCCUCAAGAGUCUCUGCGAAAAAUAAGCAUGCAAUGUACUUCACAGCCAGCUUGUGAUGUAACACUAGGAGACACAAUUGAUCUUGAUGGCGGUUACAUUAUGCACUCCUCCACGUUAACAAGACUGCAAGUUAGUCAUGACUUAUUCUCUUGAACUUGUCAUAAUUUGUACCUACUAAUUAAAUGUCACGGAAUGUGAUGCAAUCCAGUACAUCACAACAUCAAACUUAACCCUUUAACUCCCAUGAGUGACCAAGCCAAAAUUUCUCCUUACAAUAUCAUUACAGUAUCAACCAGACAAGUGAUGAGAAUGAAGAAAAAUUUCAAUUUGGGGAUAAUUAGUUGAUCCAAUAUUAAAUUCUCUGACCUAACAUUAUAAGAAUUGUAUGGUUGACAGUAAGGAGAAUGACAAAUUUGAUCUGGAAGUUAAAGGGUAA
Molecule: messenger RNA, 20559 nt
Organism: Pocillopora meandrina
Lineage: Eukaryota; Metazoa; Cnidaria; Anthozoa; Scleractinia; Pocilloporidae
Source: the annotation of a GenBank genome assembly